CGGUGUUGCAAGCCUCCGCCGACCACGCCGGGUCAGUCCCGCAAAGGCGCCGGUGCGGUCCGCGCCUGCCGCGGUAGGUGUGCCCCGCAGGCUGGAGGGCGCCUGGAGGGUGUGCGCGCCCCAGAAGACGAGUGUGCGCCAGCCCGGGGGUGCGCGCCCGGGACCGGGACUGUACAUCGGAGGCUGCGUGCGCCCUGAAGCCGGGGUGUGAGCCGGCUCGCUCCUCGCGCCGGCCGCGCUGGACUCCCGCAGCUUGCCAAGGCUUCACCUUGACACUGCCAAGCAGGACACCUGCCUCCCCGUAGGAAUCGUCUCUUUACAACAGGACUUUGACCAAGGGCAACCCUCCCUGGCCCCAGAAAACUCCAGGCAAUUCCACAGACUCAUCAGAUGAAGAGUGCCUGAGAGAGAGACGGUCAGCAUUCCCUAAGAUGGAGAAAACAGAUGCCAGAGAUCAGAACUCUCAAGGGGAUGAAGAGAAAGAUCCGCCAAAGAGCCACCCUUACUCCGUGGAGACCCCAUAUGGCUUUCAUUUAGACCUGGACUUCUUGAAGUAUGUGGAUGACAUUGAGAAAGGACACACCAUCAAAAGGAUUCCUAUCCACAGAAGGGCUAAGCAGGCCAAGUUUAGUACUUUACCCCGAAACUUCAGCCUUCCCGAUAGUGGGGCUCGACCCCUUCCUGCUCUUCCCCACCAAAACUGGUCUCCAGUGGUGCCCGGGAAAGCAGAGCUUGAGACAGAGGAGCGAGCCCAGACACUGCUGCUCGGUGAUUCCUCUCAGGCCGCAGACAGUGGGAGUGAGGUGAGCUACCACAGGAAGGGCCUGUUGGCGGAAACCCCCAGACAGUUGGAGGCCGCUCUUCCCGAGGAUGCCGAGCUCACCCCUGGGAGCGGACGGUCCCAGCUUUUGAGAGCAUCCAGCAUGCCAGCCACGCUGCUGCCAAACAGGGCCUCGGAGGAGCCCAGCCUAAACUCAGCUCCACCCCCACCUCCUGCCCUCCCUCCACUUCAGGGUGAAGGCAGUGUCUGUGAUGGUGCCUUUGGCCCUGCAGAAGGAUUUGCAGAUUUUCACAGCUCCAGCCUGCGAGCAUCAAGCCAACUGAAAGUCAGAGAGUUUGGAGAGCUGGUGCCGGGAAUUCUGGAGCUGGUCCAGGAGUGGCCUGAGCCUCCAGAGGGCAAAGAGCAGGCUCCAAAUCACCUCUCCCUUCCAGGUUCUCCCUCUUCUUCCCAGAAUGCAUUUGGAGUUCUUGAGGAUGCCGAAGAUGAACGUGAAACCAGAGAAGCAGAAGUGGUGGUCACCCCUGGCUCCCCAACCCCAAGCCCCCCACCCAUGCCAUCACCCAUCCCUGAGAAUGAGCUCCCCCUUGAGGAAAUUGAGCUCAACAUCUGUGAGAUUCCACCCCCACCACCUAUAGAGGUGGAUGUGAGAAGCAUUGGCAUCAGGGUAACGGAAGAAAGCCUGGGCCUCGCCAGGGUGGAUCCCAACAGUAUCUCCAGCCUAAAGCAGCAGGUCACAGCCCUGGAGAGUAAGUUGUCUGGGAGAAUAGAGGAGCUGGCCCAGGUCAGAGCUGCCCUCCAGCAGCAGGAAGAGGAAGUCAAGGCCAAGGAGCAGAGGAUCCAAGAGCUAGAGUGCACUGUAGCCCAACUAGAAGAAAAGCUUAGCCAAGAGGAUGCCAAGGAUGUUCAAGGCCAGACUGAUGCCAUGGUGAACACUGACCCCCUCCAUGGACCCUUGACCAGGGAGUCAUGUGACAAGAACAUCGGGGUCAACCUUCUGGGCAUCACCGAAUCUGAAAGUUGGGGGGCCAGGGGAGAGGAGAAUGGCCUCCUGUUAUGGCAAGAUAGCCACAAACAGGGGGAUCAGAGCCCAGCAGAACAUGUGCUUCUUCCCCAGCUGUCACUGCCACAGGGACCCCAGACACUCCUCACCUCCUCUUUACAGAGCUGCCCCUCCACCGAACUCAGGAUUGAAGAAGCAGGCUCUGAGCAGGAGGAAGGUCCUCAGGAAGGACCUGUGGAUCCCACCAGGGUUGCAGGAAGCUCUCCAGGCAGCACCAGCAGAAAGAUUCCCUCCACAGGGAGGGGGGAGGCCAGUUCAGAGCUCCCAGGGAAGGAGCACCCAGAAGGGCCACCAAGCUCACCCACAGAUGCCACUAUAGGGCAAUAUGUCAAGAAGAUCCAGGAGCUCUUGCAAGAACAGUGGAACUGCCUGGAGCAUGGGUACCCUGAGCUGGCCAACGCCAUCAAGCAGCCUGCCUCCAAGCUCAGCAGCAUCCAGAGCCAGCUGCUGAGCUCCCUCAACCUGCUGCUGUCUGCUUACUCGGCCCAGGCUCCACCUCCAAAGCAGUCCCCGGACCCCUAUUCCUCUCCACCACUGGAGAUCUCCCCGUCGACCAGCCUUAAAUCCAUAAUGAAAAAGAAAGACUAUGGCUUCCGUGCAGGAGGUAAUGGGACCAAAAAGAACCUUCAGUUUGUUGGGGUUAACGGUGGCUAUGAGACCACCUCAAGUGAGGAGACCAGUGGUGAGGACAGCUCCCCUGAAGACCUGUCUGACAGUGAGGCUGAGAGGAAAUGUGACAUCCCAGAACACAGGCAGGGCAAAGAUGCCCACCCCAGUGAUGAGGCUGGGCCGAGCAUCCCUGAGGGCACCUGCAGUGCAGGUCAGCAAAGUGGGGCUGGGGAAGAAACCCCCCAUCCCAAGGCUGAGAGAUAUAAACCCUCAGAAGAAUUUCUUAAUGCCUGCCAGGCACUGAGCGAACAUCUGCCAGAAAUUGGAACCACCACGGACCAACACUUGAGGCAGAGCUUGCAUAUGAUCAAUCAGGAGUGGUUCCGCGUCUCCAGCCGGAAGUCGUCCAGCCCUGCUGUGGUGGCCGCCUACCUCCGUGGGGUCCAGCCCCAGUCCCCCCACUUGCUAAAGCUGCUUGUCAACCUGGCUGAUGGCAAUGGGAACACAGCACUUCACUAUAGUGUGUCCCAUUCCAACUUCUCCAUCGUGAAGCUGCUGCUGGAGACAGGUGUCUGCAAUGUGGACCAUCAGAACAAGGCUGGCUACACCGCCGUGAUGAUCACCCCCUUGGCUUCUGCAGAAACCGAUGAAGACAUGGCUGUUGUCUGGAAGCUCCUAAGAGAAGGAAAUGUGAACAUCCAGGCUACUCAAGGAGGCCAGACUGCGCUGAUGCUGGGAGUGAGCCACGACAGGGAGGACAUGGUCCAAGCACUGCUGAGCUGCCGGGCAGAUGUCAACCUGCAGGACCACGAUGGCUCGUCCGCCCUCAUGCUGGCCUGUCACCAUGGUAACACUGACAUGGUGCGGCUGCUCUUGGCACACCCGGCCUGCGACAGCAGCCUGAUAGACAAGGCUGGCCGCACAGCUUUGUCCAUCGUUCUGAAAUCGCCCGCCCAUGUGGAAAUUGCAGGGCUUCUGCGGGCCCACGCGGAGCAGGGCAGGUCCCUGGGGCCCUAGGGGUUGCGGGAAGAACUGGCAGGAGAAACAAAAGGCUCCUUCUCUGGACGCCUCCAUCGCCCUUGGAACAGGCAGGGGUCAUAGUCAGAAGGCCGCCCUUGGAGAGAAGAAACUAUGUCAAAUAUGCACAUACAUUCCUGUUGUAUAAUUCUGCUUAUUAGGAUGCUUUGUAGUUUUUGCCUUAGGCCAAGCCCCCAAACUACAAGGGGUUCAGAACAAGGAGCAAGGUGCAGGGUGCACUGGGGUCCUUUGAGAAUCCAAAAUGUCUACAGGCUUGAAUUCUGUCUGUACCCUUUGUAGCACCGUGUAGCAAGUGGGCAGGCAAGAGCACAUUAGACAAGCAAUACUUUUUACAUGGAAUUUUAAAGUGCACUGUCUUUUUGUUUUUUUAAUUGUUAUAUACAAUAUGUCCCAUUGAAAAUGCAUGACUGGAAAGGAUGGGGAGGGACCUACACAGCCAUCCUGGCAGUCACUCUUAGACGACCCUUGGAAAAUCACCAUACACAUGGGUGAAAACAAACAAGUCCCACUUGUGGACUUUGUUUAGAUAGGGUGAAUAGAGAAAUCUUAAACCCAGACAAGGCAGGAAAAGCACAUUGGCAUCAAUGCCAAAAAUAUGGUCUUGGCCAUUUUUGAGUCAUUGAGUGGCUUCCAUUUGUUCCAGAGAAAUUGGAAUUAAUCAGGAAAUAGGAAAUCCAAUACACCAAAUACCACAGUGUAUUUAGGCAGAGUCUAGUUAUAUCAGCUAUUCCAAACCUGGCAGAAGAAACAAAUGAAUCCGAAUGAGCUUCCUUCUGGGGAUAGGUUACUAAUGUCUAGAAACCACUACAUUUCCUCCACGGCCUUGUGGUGAUCCCUGGUCCUCUCCCUCCAUGGCCCCGUGAGCAAACACCUGCUCCCAGGUUUCCUGAGGCUCCUGACUGCAGAGCAUUCCAGCCUGGGGCCCGCGUGUGUGUGUGUGUGUGUUUGUGCCUCAAACUCAGUAGCUUACAUAAGGCUCUCUACCAAUUUCUUCUUUCUUAUCUUCUCUUCUGUGUAAGUCACCCUUACAUAAAAAGGAAAGACAUCAAAGUUCGGUGAGCCUUACAUUUGAAACUCAAAAGCUUGAGUUCUCAUCUUGCUGAUUUGCUUUGUGUUUUGGGUGAGUCACGCAAGUCCCUGGGCCCCAGUUUCGUCAUCUCUAAACACAGAAAUCACCAUAUAACCUACCUCUUGGAGGUGUUGCACAAGGAACAGCUGAUAGAAGCCUUGGAAUACAAUUUAUAAUCCAUAAAGGAUUACAGAUCCAGGGCAGCCAACUUCUUUAUGCUGUUGUGAUUCAUCAGAGAGGCUCAAAGUCCCAGCGCAGGAACCCCGGCAGGUGACAGUGCUGCUCAGAGGUGGAGAGAAUGGAGCAAACAAUGAGCUAGAAAUGCCUUAACUGGAUUUAUGUUGACCUCAAAUUACAUUUUAAGAGCAAAAAAACCUACAUUAAUAAAUGUUCUAGCCCAGUGCUUCUCAAGUGUUUAUGUGCAUACGAAUCACCUGCAGAUCUCGUUGGAAUGUGGGAGAUCUGGGGCGGGGCCUGAGAUUCUGCAUUUCUAGCCAGCCCCCAGGAGAUGCUGCUGUUGCUGGGCUGUGUCCACACUUUGAGUAGCAAGACUCUGUCUGUCCUUACAGUUGGAUAUUAAAUCGCUGCCUCUCCA
This is a messenger RNA of Choloepus didactylus (southern two-toed sloth), 5152 nucleotides long. RefSeq names its product KN motif and ankyrin repeat domains 4 (gene KANK4). Bases 432 to 3467 code for a protein of 1011 amino acids. Gene Ontology annotation, cellular component: cytoplasm; cytoskeleton. The record is from RefSeq and is a predicted model, not a curated record. Gene Ontology annotation, biological process: negative regulation of actin filament polymerization. The transcript is spliced from 11 exons. Gene Ontology annotation, molecular function: protein binding. NCBI's taxonomy places the organism in Eukaryota, Metazoa, Chordata, Mammalia, Pilosa, Megalonychidae.